This is a messenger RNA of Delphinapterus leucas (beluga whale), 1450 nucleotides long. It is a transcript of the gene ORC6, whose product is annotated as origin recognition complex subunit 6. Gene Ontology annotation, biological process: DNA replication; DNA replication initiation. Gene Ontology annotation, cellular component: nuclear origin of replication recognition complex. Gene Ontology annotation, molecular function: DNA binding. NCBI's taxonomy places the organism in Eukaryota, Metazoa, Chordata, Mammalia, Artiodactyla, Monodontidae. The record is from RefSeq and is a predicted model, not a curated record.
AGAGCCUAAGGCAGCGUUUGAGUCUGCCUAAAAGGGAGGAAUAAAAGGAGUGGGAGCUGCCGGGGCACAUUCACUUUCUGCCUUGGCGCGUGUACUCGCAGCGCGCACGCUCAGGAGGAAGACCAGGAUUGGUUUACGGGGUAGUCGCAACUUCUUGUCCCAACCAAUCCAGAUGCAGCGGGGGGGUGGGUCCCGGCCCUCACUGGCUGGCGAGACGUCCGCGCGCGUGUUUCGUCGCGUUGCAGCUGUUUGCGGGUGUAGUCUUUGUCCGCGCCAUGGAACCUGGUCUGAUCCGGCGUUUAGCCCCGCGCCUGGGCAUCGCCGAGCCGGAGGUGCUGAGGAAAGCAGAGGAGUACUUGCGACUGUCCCAUGUGAAGUGUAUUGGCCUGGCGGCACGAACCACAGAAACCAGCAAUGCAGUCAUGUGCCUGGACCUUGCAGCUUCCUGCAUGAAGUGCCCCUUGGACAGGGAUUUUUUAAUUAAACUUUCUGGUUUCAACAAGAAGAUGUAUCAGAGUUGUCUUAAAUCUUUUGAGUGUUUACUGGGCCUGAACUCGAAUAUUGGAAUAAGAGACCUAGCUGUACAGUUUAGCUGUACAGAAGCAGUGAACAUGGCUUCAAAGAUACUGCAAAGCUAUGAGUCCAGUCUUCCACAAACACAGCAAGUGGAUCUUGACUUAUCCAGGCCACUUUUCACCAGUGCUGCACUACUUUCAGCAUGCAAGAUUCUAAAGCUAAAGGUGGACAGAAAUAAAAUGGCAGCCACAUCCGGUGUAAAAAAAGCCAUGUUUGAUCGACUCUGUAAACAGUUAGAGAAGAUUGGGCAGCAGAUCGACAGAGAGCCUGGAGAUUCAGCUACUCCACCAUGGAAGAAAAAGAAGACAGUGGUUGAACCUUCAGCAACGGAAAUAGAGAAUGUAGUAGAGAUCCCACAUAAACCGCAAAAAGAUGAAGAUCUGACACAGGAUUAUGAACAGUGGAAAAGGAAAAUUUUGGAAAAUGCUGCCAAAGCACAAAAGGCUACAACAGUGAUUUCAGCUUCCGGACCACCUGUACUGCAAACCAGCAGUGCAUCUGCCACCUCAAGGAAGAUGUGAGGACUUUGGAAAUUUGUUUGAACUUUUAUAACAACGAUCCUAUCCUUAAUAGCAAAGAAACCAGCAUUGGGGAUGAGCAGGGUGGCUCUCACAUGGGCAGCAAAUUCGUUAGAUAAGCCACAGUGCCUGGUUGGCUCAGCCUUGGCUCUCCACAGGUCUGCUAUCUCCUACAAAAUGUCAUUGAAACCAUUUUGCUUUCUUGUUUUGUUUUAAGCAAAGACAGUCUCCUGUCCUAUCCAGAAUAUGAAAUUCAAGCUGAAUGGAGUCUAAAGAUUUUAAGUUUUUGUGUUAAUCUCUUGGGUUGACUAAAUAUAUAGUACAACCUAAGUUAAUAAAUAUUAUUUUUAUAUGCA